Daktulosphaira vitifoliae (grape phylloxera) is the source of this 2189-nucleotide messenger RNA. RefSeq names its product uridine diphosphate glucose pyrophosphatase NUDT14-like. The transcript has 6 exons. The record is from RefSeq and is a predicted model, not a curated record. Lineage: Eukaryota; Metazoa; Arthropoda; Insecta; Hemiptera; Phylloxeridae. Gene Ontology annotation, molecular function: UDP-sugar diphosphatase activity; metal ion binding. Gene Ontology annotation, biological process: ribose phosphate metabolic process; nucleoside phosphate metabolic process. Bases 360 to 1001 code for a protein of 213 amino acids.
AACAUUAGCAAAUUGUUAAUUUAUUUUUAUUUUAUCAUUAUACUUGAACCAUUAAUUUUUUAUAACUGAAUUGAAUUUAUAAACGUUAAUUUAUGAAUUUUGUUUUUUAUUUAUAGUAGAAUUUGAAAAAGUUGAUUAAUUAAAGCAGAAAUUUACUACCAAGUGAUAUUGCUCAUUGAAAUAAUUAAAUACUUUUAAGUAUGUUUUAUACAAUUACACACGGAUUAUAUACUUUAAGACAAUAUUUUAAAGUACUACAUAGUAUGUAGUUAGUAUAUUGUGGUUGUCAUGUAAAAAAUGAUCAAAUGAUUUUUCCUCUCAAUAAAUAUUUUUACAUUACAUACACAAUUUGAACAAAAAUGAAGCCAAUUAGUCAGAUGAUAGCUGUGAAGACUACUGAGUCUAUUUUUAUUAAACCGUUUUCAUUAUUGUUUAAGCAGGGUGAAAAAGAAAUUAAAUGGGAUUUGAUGGAAAGCCAUGAUGCAGUUUUUGUUAUAAUUUAUAACAGAACCAGAAAUACAUUAGUAUGUGUUAAGCAGUUUAGACCAGCUGUAUAUUAUAAAAGUAUUCCAGAGUUUGACAGACCUAAAGAAGGGCCAAUUGAUACGGUCAAAUACCCACCAUCAAGUGGCUUGACGGUGGAAUUUUGUGCUGGUAUUGUUGAUAAAAACAAAUCUUUAGAAGAAAUAGCCGUUGAUGAAGUGAAAGAAGAAUGUGGUUAUGCGGUCAAAACAUCAGAUUUACAAAAAAUUAUUAGUUGCAAGUCUGGGUUAUCUAUAACUGGAACUAAUCAAACAUUUUUCUACACUGAAGUCACUGAUCAUAUGAAAGUAUCUGAAGGUGGUGGUCUGGCAAGUGAAGGAGAAGAUAUAGAAGUCGUAGAAUAUACAAUACCACAAAUUAAGGACUUUGUUACACAAUCUGAAGUGUUAAAUAGCUCAACUAGUUUUCUCUUUGGAUUAAUGUGGUUUCUAGCAAAUAAAAUUGUCCUCAACACAUGAAUUAAAAAAAUAACAUAUAAUUAAAGAAAAAUAAUUGAGCAGAUAAAUAUGUACAUAUGUAAUUUUUUUUUCUAAAGUAAUAUUUAUUUUACAUUUCGUUGUUAAUUUUGGCAGAAACCCAAGCUAAACCCCAUUUUAAAUUGGUUAGCAUAAAUUUCAAUGCUUUAGUCCAUCCUUCUUCAGAAUUCAAUUGUAUUCUGAAAUAAAAUUGAUAAAAUUUUACAUUUUUAAAGAAUAAAACACUAAAAUAAAAUUAAAUACCGAAUAUUAUAGGUAUUGCCAGUUGCAGAAUCUUCAAUUUUUCCUUUUUCCAUUCGGUAAGGCAAAUGAAAUCCUGAAUUACCUUUUUCUACUUCUUCUUUAAAUUGUUGAAGACAAUCUAAAAAUGCUACCAUAGCUAAAUCAAAUUUUGUGUUCCAUACAAAACGUAUUCCACCUUGGCCAUAUAAUGGUAGUGUCUUUUUUUCACCUAAAACCUAAAGUAUAUAUAUUUAUCAAGUCAAAUAGUUAUAAUUUGAUAUACAUGUAAAUGAAAUUCAAAUCAAUAUAAUUAAACCUCAUUUAAUUUAUAUAAAAAAUUGGUUAAAACAAAAUCUUGACUUCCAUUAAAUCAAUCACUGUCAUAAUUCUUAUAAAUCAAAUUAAAAGAAAAAAUUGUUUGUAUAGAAUUUUGAUUUAUAAAUAUUUAAUAAUUUUAAAUUAACAGUUAAAAAUCUUAACUUAAACAAAAGACAACUAUAUUUGUUUAAAACUAACAAUAACAUUAAACGUAUUGCAAAAAUAAAAACUAAAAUUCUUACACUAAAUGUAGAUUGAAGUUUAUGUUAUUAUGAAUUUCUAAAGAAUAUAUAAGCACCUCAACAUAAGAGUGAUUUCCAUAUGGAACAAGACGAUAUUUGUCAAAUUUCAAGUUCAUGUACCUUGCCAAUGAAACUAGCAAUAAUGUGACCUGACCCCAAGCAGCAUUAAUUUCAGCCCAGUCCACUGGAGCUGAUGGUAACCUUCCAAGUCGUAACUUAUUUAUUGUUCCAAAAUGACCAUGGUGCCAUAUGUGAAAUGUAGCAUUAAAUACAUUUGUUUUUCUAAGUUUAGCUAAUUGUGAUGUAGUGUAACUAAUUUGACAUUCAACACUAAAAUUUAUUAUGUUAAAUUAAAUAAUUUUAAUAAAAUUAAUGAAUAGUUAAUUUA